This is a messenger RNA of Notothenia coriiceps (black rockcod), 1026 nucleotides long. Its product is annotated as NAD kinase-like. Gene Ontology annotation, molecular function: NAD+ kinase activity. The record is from RefSeq and is a predicted model, not a curated record. Gene Ontology annotation, biological process: NADP+ biosynthetic process. The transcript has 6 exons. Lineage: Eukaryota; Metazoa; Chordata; Actinopteri; Perciformes; Nototheniidae. The coding region runs from base 323 to 994 and encodes 223 amino acids.
UGAGGGAGAGCUUUACCUUGGCAGAAUGCUCCUGGAAGCUUUAGUGUUAAGUCCUGGUUGGGGACAAAUAUAGCCGGGGAGGAUCCACCUCAAGGGGGUAGUUAGCUGAUCCUGCUGCGCAUGGAGACACUCUCCGCCUCGCUCUUCCUCUCGCACAGCCGACGGCUCACUCACAGCUAGACCACUAAACCAACCCGGUUGCUCGAUAGCUGAUUUUACAAUGUGUGGCAAUGGAGGAAGCUGUUAGAGGAAGAAUGAUCUGAUCUGUGAGGCAGAGCCCUGUUCUCCAGCUGAGUCGACCUGAGGCAGCAUCCUUGCUUUCAUGUGUACAGUCAUGAAGUUUAACCAGAGCGUACUGCAGGACAUGUCCGACAACAACAACAACGACAACAAAGUCUGGAAAUGGCACAUUCAGGACCCCGCCAGCCAGAAACUGACGUGGAACAAGCCACCAAAAAGUGUCCUUGUCAUCAAGAAGAUAAGAGAUGCCAGUCUGCUUCAGCCUUUCAAGGAGCUCUGCAUAUUCCUCACCGAGGUGAAGGAAAUGAUUGUUUAUGUGGAAAAGAAAGUUCUGGAAGAUCCUGCCAUAUCAGACGAUGAAAACUUUGGAGCCAUUACUGAGAAAUUCUGCACUUUCAGAGACGAUCUUGAUGACAUCUCCAAUCGCGUAGACUUCAUCAUCUGUCUCGGUGGAGACGGAACUUUGCUCUAUGCAUCUUCGCUUUUUCAGGAAAGCGUUCCACCAGUUAUGGCCUUCCACCUGGGCUCCCUGGGUUUCCUGACACCUUUUAAAUUUGACACCUACCAGUCUCAGGUGGACCAGGUUAUCGAAGGUAACGCUGCCAUCGUUCUACGAAGUCGCUUGAAAGUCCGGGUGCUUAAAGACAACUGGGAGAAGAAGGCCAGAUUGGACGAGAAGGGCAUCAUCCUGACCAAUGGGGACACGGAAAGCAGACGGAAAAGCGUGCAGUAUCAGGUAAUAUCUGAAGCUUAAAUCACUUCUUUAUAACACAUCAACAAAACCAU